AUUUUUUCAGUUUUAAUUACUUCAUCAAUUUUAAUCGCCAUCACCACCGCAGUAAUAAUGCUAGCUUCUAUUUUAUCAAAAAAAGCCCUAACAGACCGUGAAAAAUGUUCUCCCUUUGAAUGCGGAUUUGACCCUAAAUCCUCUUCACGCCUACCUUUUUCCCUUCGAUUUUUCCUAAUCACAAUUAUUUUUUUAAUUUUUGAUGUAGAAAUUGCCCUAAUUUUACCUAUAGUAUUAAUUAUCUCAAUUUCUAAUAUCAUAGCAUGGACCACAACAAGAAUUGUAUUUAUUAUUAUUCUAAUUAUCGGACUAUAUCAUGAAUGAAGUCAAGGAAUAUUAAAUUGAUCAAACU
Bactrocera latifrons is the source of this 352-nucleotide messenger RNA. Lineage: Eukaryota; Metazoa; Arthropoda; Insecta; Diptera; Tephritidae. The record is from the annotation of a RefSeq genome assembly.